AUUUGCAUUUAAUGACCUUUUUAAACUUGUCUUUUUGACUACCUAAUCUUUUUUCCAGUAUAACAGUCAGUUUCAGUUAAUUGGAUUAGAGACACCGUCUGCUUCGGGGUUUUUAUUACCGAUUUUGUUCCCGUUCAUUCCUUUGCCUUAUAGACAUUAGGCUCCCAUGCAUGACAUCCAUUCUAUCGCUCCUGUCUAUCCGUAAAUCAAUUGCAUAACAUUAUAUCAAUAGCGCAUCUUUCGGCGUUUUAAAGUCUGCAAUAACGAUUCGUUCAUUUAGGGGUAAAGAAGGAUUUGCCGUAAACACGCCUCCCUUGUAUCGCCAUCCAUCUACCAGCGCUUGUUUGAUUUGCUUCAUUGUGUUACACUGGGCUCCCUUUAGCGCCGCGCUGCUUACGCAUUUAUCUUGGUUUAAGUUGGUUUGGACCUCACUAACCUCUUGGGAUUCCAAACACACUGUUUACAUGAGGCUGAGUUAGUCACGCAGUCCGCGCCCUGGGUUAAUAACCAUCUGCAGGUUAACUACCAUCUGCAGGUUAAGGGCAAAGGGAGUCGAUCACGUGACCCGCCACGAGUGACUGGAUAAAUAAUCCUGCGGAAAUUCAAGGUCUCACGCCGGUUCAUUAAGUAAUGUGAGCAUAGUUAUCGGAGGUGUGAAUGUACCUGGCGGGCCGGUCCGGGGACUUGGUUAGGAAGGUUUCUGAGGGAUCUCUCUGCGUUUGGAGUUGCUGUUCUCACACCUUGGUGCCGCUUUUUUCAGAUCACGAAGGUGAUGUGAGCCCCCUCUCAGCUUCUGUCUUUCUUGGAUCCACGCCCCCCUCCCCCCCCACAUGGGCUGGGCAGGAUGUAAUACCUCUGAGGAGCUCCCCUCUUCAUUUACCCCGAUCCAGGUGUGAGUGUUGGGGGGGGGGGGGGCGGCGGCACAGGAUGUUUGAAGUGAAGCCCAUGAAUUUGGACAAGGACUCCAGUGCUGGCAAGGGUGGCGAACGCGGAGCGAACCCCACCCAGUUUGAGUCUCUGGGGACAGGCUGCCCGCCGCUGUACCUCUAUGACAGCCAUGAGUGGGUGCUGUCAGCUGGCUGCUCGCCGGAGGAGCCCGAGGGUCUCUCGCCCCUGCUGGCCGAGGAGACCCUGCGCUACAUGACCUUCCUCACUCUGGAACCUUCCAGCUUCUCCCACCCCGGCUCCCGCAGUGUCUCUCAAGUCCUCAGCGGCGAGAGGGUGGAGCAGAUGACCAAGACCUACAAUGACAUCGACAUGGUUACUCACCUGCUUGCGGAGAGGGACCGUGACCUGGAGUUGGCCGCUCGCAUAGGCCAGUCGCUGCUGCAGAGGAACCAUGUGCUGCAGGAGCGAAACGAGGCUGUGGAGGAGCAACUGGCGCAGGCCCUGGAUCGGAUUCAGCAGCUGCAGCACGAGCUGGGCAAGAAGGACGAGCUGCUGCGUAUGGUGGCCAGCGCCUCGGAGGAGAGCGAGAGCGACUCUAGCUGCUCCACGCCGUUGCGUCGCAGCCACAUCCCGGCCGUAUCACCCUCUGUCAGCCAGCUGGAGGCGCUGCAGAGAAAGCUGCAGGAGCUGGAGGAAGAGAAUACGGAGCUGCGGUCUGAGGCCUGCCUCCUGAAGUCUGAGACAAUCACAUACGAGGAGAAGGAACAGAAGCUGGUCAACGAUUGCGUCAAGGAGCUCCGCGAGUCCAACAGCCAGAUGAUGACGCUGACGGACGAGCUGUCCCAGAAGAACGAGCAGGUCCUGCGUCACCAGGAAGAGAUCUCUCAGCUGCUGACCCAGAUUGUGGAGCUGCAGCACAGGGUGAAGGAGCUGGCCUUGGAGAAGGAGGAGCUGCGCAUCCACCUGCAGGCCUCCAAAGACGCCCAAAGGCAGCUGACUGCGGAGCUGAAGGAGGUGCAGGACAGGAACGCAGAGUGCGUGGGCAUGCUGCAUGAGUCCCAGGAGGAGGUGAGGGAGCUGCGCAGCAGGAGUGCGCAGUCAGCGGGAGUGCGCAGACACCUGCCCUACACGCUCUUCCCCGCGGACUCCCUGGCCGCUGAGAUCGAGGGAACCAUGAACAGGGAGCUGAGCAUGGAGGACGAGAGUGUGCUACAGGACCAGAGGAGCUCCCAGAAGCGUGUCUUCCAGACCGUGCGGUCCGUGAACGAGUCGUCCCGAGUGCAGCGGCUCUCCCAGCCCAUUCCCGGCUCCUCGCGCAGCUCUGUAGUCAUGACUGCUCAGCCCUUCCGCUCCACCCUGCCUCCAGCAGAGGGCGACAGCAACAGACCCAGACGGACCCCCCCUGGGUCCCCUGCCGCCGAGGACGACCUCUCCUCCGUGCUGCACCGCCUCUCUCUGCGACGGCAGAACUUCCUGUGCGAGCGCCGUUUCUUUCAGGCCGAGCAGAACGUGAAUCCGUCGGCCCCAAACGUGGGUGCCCGGGGGGGCAAGGGCAACGGCUGUGGCUCCCCUAGCCGCAGCACCCUCUCCGCCCCCAACCUGCUGGAGAUGUCUGCCACCCCCAGCUGCUACAAGACCUUCCUGCCAGAGAAGCUGCAGAUCGUCAAGCCGAUGGAAGGCUCGCUGACUCUGCACCACUGGCAGCAGCUGGCCCAGCCUCACCUGGCCACCAUCUUGGACCCACACCCGGGUGUGGUCACCAAAGGGUUCCGGCCCCUACCACAGGACGCCGUGUACCACCUGACCGAUCCGGAGGAGGACGACGACGAGUCAAGGGAGGCAUCCGCGUCGGACGGCCAUUGUAGUGACCAGGAGAAGAGGAAGGUUGAGGAAGAUGAGGAAGAGGAAGGCGGGAUCACCUUUCGGGUUCAGCUUGCAUCCACGCCAGAGGAGAAGACAAGAAAGCGACAGGAGAGGCCUGUGGUUUUGCCCGUCCAAUCAGUGCUUUCCCCUCUUGACUCGCCUCCCCGUCCUGCACCUCCUGGUCACCCCGGCCCCUGCUCUCCCUCUGCACCCCUCGAUCCCACAAAUAAGCUUCCCAGCACCUCGGCGCCCUCUUCAGAUCACAACCCAGGGAAGUGCCUAAGCUCCACCUGCUCCACCUACACCUUCACCACCUGCCGGAUCCUGCACCCCAGUGACAUCACCCAGGUCACGGCGAGCUCCCUUGGAGGCCUCCAAGCGUCCACCCUAGAGAACAUGCCCAGCUCCCUCCGCACGGGGCCCAGCACGCCCGUCACGCCCUGCCGCCUCAGCCUGGGUGACUCCUUUCCCCCUCGGCGCCCGUCGGGGCCCCGUGGCCUGGCCAAGCUGCUGCUGGAGAAGGGCAUCUCCGCCCAGGUGUCCUCCAGGAGCCAUCCGCUGGAACCCAAGCCCUCCCGGCGACCGGCCACGCCCCCCACCUCGCCACGGCCUGCCCUGUCGCCCACCCUGCCGUCAUUUGAUCCCCCCGCUGCCAGCGGCUCUGAGAACUUCCUGGCAUCGCGUCCCGCUGAGCUCUUCCUGCAGGAUGUGUACGGGCUGAAGCCGGGCCGGGCCCGCGUGGGGCUUCUGCAGCGGCUCCGUCGACUGGGGCUCGCCACGGUGCUGCCGGCAGAUGCAGUAGCGUCAGAUGGGCACCGAAAUCAGGACGCCGCUACCAUCCUGGCGACCAGCAGGGGGAGUCUUCUGGACGGCCUUCGCCGGAACCAGAGUCUUCCGGUUAUGAUGAGCGGCCGGGCUCCAUGUGUUACUAGCCCAGUACAGCUGCCCCGAGCCAUACCCUCAGAUCCCACCACCCUCACCCUACCCAUAACCCCCUGGGGCAGCCUGAAGGAUCCAGACCUCAUGCAUUCUUCAGAGGCUCUACUUCCUCCAUCUGCCCCCAAAUCCUAAGGUCCAGACACAACCGAGUUGGCGGGGGCAGGGAAAUUGCCUUAUUUGCUUCACCCCUUUUUCCAGAAAACAAUUCAUGCAUCGUGCAUUAGUGGUAAAGAAAAAACAUCCAUCCAUUGUUUUGGUUUAAUUUGAGCAGUUAAGCUCUGGAGACUUUCGCCGUCUGAACAAGGCGAGAGCUGCAGUUCGGAGGAUAAUGGCAUGGCCAGUGUUAAGGGGGACCGGCUGUCCUCACCUCGCUGUUCCCCCGGAGCUCCGAAGGUCAGGAACGUAGAUGUGAAUCGUGCAAGUCGGCGUCGGUGCGAGGAAGUCGGGCAGAGGGUAGCAGGAUGAAGGAGAAGCGGAAAGAUGAGGAGGCAGAGCGACUGCAGGGAUGGUUUGUGAUGUUUGAGGAGAGACUGGAUUCUGGGAAAGAGAAGCGGGAACUUCUUGCAGACGGUUCUGAUGAAGUCUUUACGGUGUCUACCUCCAAGCCUCGAGCAAGGAAGGGUUUUUAUGCAUUGUAGCGGUAGUGACCUUUAUAGCCAUUUAAGUGUUACGAUUCGAUACAACCAGUGCAGCAGCCUUUUAGUGAAAUAUUUAGCUAUAGUUUGCCGCAUCGGAUGAAGGCCGAUUUAUGCUCAGUUUGAAAAAUGAAGUGUUUUGCUUUCAUUGACGCCUGGGAGAGCUCAGCAGAUAACCUGAACAGGGAUACACAGUGCAUAUCAGAGGUCUGUAACUCCACAUCGUGGGUUUCAGGCACCUGUUAGUGCCCAACUUGCACUUGAAAUGAGAGUACGGUAAAUCUAUAGGUUUGGAGUCAACGGCCUUGAUCGCAGGCAGAGCUCUCCUUGAAUUACAAGCUGGUUGGAGAUAGCGAGGGGAGCACAGGAGGUGGGGCGAGACUGGGUAAGAACAUUAGCACAUUCGGAGUGCUGUACAAAUGUUCUGAUCCGAUAUUCAGUGUGACUCCCUGAGGUGUUGACUGACUGUCAGGGUCCAAAUCAGACAUGCACAGGUGGAGGACGGGUGAUAUGGAACAGUUCACUGAUUGCCACAGGUGUAGGUAACAGGAUAUGGGUAGCAUUUCAUUGUGACCCCUGACCCCAUUGUGACCUCUGUGUGACCCUGAUUCCAAGCUGCUCGUUUAGCUUAUUUACAGCACUUUUAUUAAUUUUAACUAAUAAAUAUUAUUGGAACAGCUUACUAUUUAUUAACAGUAAUACCUUGCUAAAUUAGCAUUAAAUGGAAAACCUGACUAGAUCAUUUGUUUUGUUCGGAGUUAAGGAUUUUGUGGUCCAUUUUCUUUGUUUUUGCCAUAUUGUAUAAACUGUUGAGCGAAUAUGAGAUUAUCUGUAAAUAUCUGUAGACAAAUCUGUCCUGCUUCUGAACUGCUUUUGUGCUAAUGCUGCCUGCAGUGGUGGGGGUGGAUGGGGGCUUAACAUUGCUUGUUUUAACCCUGGGACUUCGCUAACAGGCAGGGGGCGCUGAAGAGGCUUAUUUAAGGACAUAGACUUUCCCUUAACAUCUCUUACCGACCCUGGCGGCAGAGAACUAGUCCAUUUAUGAAAAGAUCCAUCUGAAGCAACACCACCACCAUCGUCGUUGGCUGGGUUUCCCCGGCGGCACUGAAAGCGACUCGGAAUGCAGGUUUCCCAGCAUCAGGGUGUCCACAGCACUACAUGCCACAGUAUGAAUCAUAAGUGUUUAGAUGGGCCUCUUUCAACCCCCCCCCCAGAACUGAAGUCACUGAUGUUUUUUUCCCCCAAUAAAGCAGAUUUUAAGAAUGAUAA
Molecule: messenger RNA, 5594 nt
Organism: Brienomyrus brachyistius
Lineage: Eukaryota; Metazoa; Chordata; Actinopteri; Osteoglossiformes; Mormyridae
Product: trafficking kinesin-binding protein 2-like
Exons: 17
Coding region: 658-3822 (1054 amino acids)
Biological process (GO): anterograde axonal transport of mitochondrion; neurogenesis
Cellular component (GO): dendrite
Molecular function (GO): GABA receptor binding
Source: RefSeq, a predicted model, not a curated record